Lotus japonicus is the source of this 1005-nucleotide messenger RNA. RefSeq lists its product as uncharacterized. Lineage: Eukaryota; Viridiplantae; Streptophyta; Magnoliopsida; Fabales; Fabaceae. The transcript is spliced from 2 exons. The coding region runs from base 1 to 1005 and encodes 334 amino acids. The record is from RefSeq and is a predicted model, not a curated record. Gene Ontology annotation, molecular function: nucleic acid binding; RNA-DNA hybrid ribonuclease activity.
AUGGCAGAUUACCACACUGUUGAGAAACGCAUUAAACUUUGGACACCUCUCUGGAAGUCCAAGUCCCUCCCUCGUUGUAAGGAGCUCUUAUGGCGCGCUUGCAACGAUGUUCUCCCUGUCCGUGCAGCUCUAGCUCAUCGUGGGAUCGUGGAAGAUGCAAUUUGUCCGCUGUGUGGGGAGGAGUGUGAAACCGUGAACCAUGCAUUCUUUGCUUGCACGGAGGUGGCUCCGAUUUGGUUCAGUUCGCCGCUGUCAUUGGAUUUCAGGAACGUUCCACCAAGCUUCUCCUUAAAACAGUGGUUGUCCCAAGUUUUGAAGGAGGGGGAUGAAUGGUUUAUUGAUUCGGUGCUUACACUGCUAUGGGCAAUUUGGGAGAGGAGGAAUCGAUGGUGCUUUGAUCAGCAGUGGUAUCCUUAUGACUUUGUGCUUCGUCGAGCUGCUUCUAUGGCUACCGUGAGUCUGUUGGCUAUGGAUAAUGAAGCUACACGUACAGAUCAGCUGCGGGAUGGACGGAGGGAUCGCUGGCGUGCUCCACAGCCGGGAACGAUCAAGAUUAAUGUUGAUGCUGCGGUCCCUGCUGGUUCGGUGAUGGGCUACGGUUAUAUUGCCAGGAAUUCUUUGGGACAAGUUUUAGCAACUGCAGCUUCCAAGUGGCCCAUGGCGACAUCCGUGGCACUUGCAGAAGCUAUGGCAUUGAGGUGGGCUUUACAACUUUCUUUGGAGCUUGGUUUCUUUAAUGUGGAGGUGGAACUUGACAGCAAGCUUGUGAUAGAUUCCUGGAGGAACCAUCAACAGCAAGCUUCUUAUUUAGCUUUAGUGAUUUCUGAUUCAGUUUUUAUUUCCCAGUCUUUUUAUCGCUUUUCUAUAGCUCAUGUGUUGCGAGCUAGUAAUAUGGCUGCAGACUUUUUAGCCAAAUUUGCUUUGUCUAGUUACUGUUUUGUUGGGAUUGAGGAGUACCCUGUCGGUUUAGAGACGGUGCUUUCCUCUUAUUUGGUUUCAUCUUGA